AGCUCAGCGUCGCGGACGCGCAGGGGCGAGAUCCGGGGCGGGAGGGGCCGCUCGGAGCCGCGGAGAGGCCUUUGGCUUCGCGCGGCGACCGAUGCGGCACGUGCCGCUCCUGGGUGGCGAUGUAUGCGCCGCCCAUCGACCGCCGCCGCCGCAGUCCAAGCCCAGCCGCUGCUGGCCGGCAGCACGAAGCCCAGGCAGAGGUCGCGUUGACACCGUGGCCCAGGUAUUUCAGAACUGGUGGCGGCUGACAACGGACAGGAAUUACCUCGCCUCUCCGUCAAGCCGACGUGUAUUCUGGAGGUUCUACCCUUACAUCAUGUUCUGUUUCAUGGCGCUUUGGUUGGUAUGCAUGUGGGCCGAUCUCGUCGACUUCGACACUGGGUUGGUCCAGGCGAUGGCGGUGAAUUACUUGUGCUCGCUGGUGGUCAGCAGCCUGCCAAUCACAACGAUUUGUCCAGAUUUUUUGUCACCGCAUGGAGCAUAAAUCUCUGGGUAUUUUCCAACCACGAGCAGGCACGUUCCGCAGCGGGCUGGCACCAAUUGCCUUUUUUCCUCUUCUAUGCUUGGGCGGCUGGGUUGCACAGCUGCUUUGUUGCGCAAUUCUGCUUCAUUGGGUGUUUGGCCAUUUUUGCAGACCCGAGGUUCGAUAUCAACUCGCAAUGCACAUUGAUGUUGUUAGGAGUUAGUGUUGUGGCCACCGCUGUCGUCCUCGAGUGGCAGUCUGUGUCCCACUUCCAGAAAUUACAAGCACUCUUGAACGUGUCUACAGAUGGGCGGAUUGUCGUAAACAGAUUCACGGGUACAAUUGUCAGCAUGAGCCAGGAGGCGUCGGAAGUGUUGGGCGGCAGAUUGAUUGGGAAGCCCUUCGGCUGCCUUGCUCACGACACCGAUCGCCCCAGAGUAGAGGACUGGUUCAGCCGAAGCCACGGGGAGCCUUCCGAGGCGUUCAUGGCCACGCUCAGGUGCGGGCAGCUCCCAGAGGCCAAGCCUAUGCAGGAGUUCGAGGCCCGCAUCAUACCUUUCGAGAUCGCCGGGCCUCACCUGCACUUCUGCCUACAGGUGGUGGGCGAGGUGAGAGCGUACGACGUCGGCGCCAGCAGCGCCAAGGAAUCACGAGAGAGCGCCGGCGCGCUCACAAGCACGUACGCGUUGGUCACGGGCACACCGCACUUCGCGUGGACGCGGACCACCUCGCGUAGCACUCCCAAUUACAGCAUGAGCUCUGCGGCCUCCAGGCGGGACGACGACGAGUGCAGCUUCGCCAUCUCGAGCAGCAUAGGGCAGGUCCGCCCCCGCUCGCUGGAAUGCUUCGGCCUGCUCUCCGAGCAGGACUCUGACGACAACGCCUGCGCCCUGACGGUUUCCAGCCAGAGCGAUGCGAUUCCCACGACGCUGGGCCGCCGCUUGCCGGCCGCCCCGUACCUGGCCGAAGCCGGGGUCCAGACGAGCCCGCUGGCCGAGGAUGGACCUCGGCCUGCCGAGCCUGGCGGAGGCGAUCGCGGACGCGCUGCAGCGCCACGGCGGCCGCGCCGGCGCCCCCCAGCGGUCGGCGUGCUGCCCCUGGCACGGCGCGACGGAGGAGAGGCCGCCCUCGCGGUCGAGAUGCUGCGGCGGACGGCGUGCGACAAAUACUGGGCGGCCAGCGGCGGCAUAGGGCCCCCAGUGGCAGAUGCAGACGUACCCCCGCGAGCUCGCGAGGGCGCCAGUGAGGACUCCCGCGAAGGCUUCGGGGCUCCGCCAGCGGCGCGCCUGCGGGCGCCGUGUCAGGCUUCCCGCUGGGGCGAAGCGCCGGCGGAUGCCGCCGCCGCUGGAACGGCGCUGGAGUCGCCGUCCGUGUCAAGCCCCGCCGUGCGCCACCUGCUGAGCCUGUAGCGCGACCGGCCGGCCCCGUGCUCGCCUCGCCUCAGUGGCCACCUGGUGCCCUCUUGAGACAACCAUGGGGCAGGGGCAGCAGCAGCAGGCAAAGCCACCCGUCGGCGUUGGCGCAGCGCUCCCGCCAUCGCAGGGCAUACAGCUGCCGUGGCUAGGGGGCCACUGUUGCCCGCUCGCGCGCGAUUGGGGCAGACGCUAGCUGUAACAGGCAUGGUCCCCCAGCUACUUCUCCGAGCGCUCCCAGGCCUUCCGCCCCCCGGCCAGCGGACAUCCCGCACGGCCAAGGCGGCGGUUGUCUUCCACAAUCCUCGGGGGGCGCCAGGUGUCCCCAGAUCUCCGACGACAUGUUUCUUUUAAUGCAGGGAUCGGUGUUGCCGGUUGCCUCGCGACGCUGGGCACGUGGCACCAGCGUGGGCCAGUCUGUCUGGCGCGGAUGUAGUCGGCGGGCUAGGCUCGACCUCGCGGAUCGCGAGGCCA
Messenger RNA from Prorocentrum cordatum, 2349 nucleotides. The record is from the annotation of a GenBank genome assembly. Lineage: Eukaryota; Dinophyceae; Prorocentrales; Prorocentraceae.